Eubalaena glacialis (North Atlantic right whale) is the source of this 3028-nucleotide messenger RNA. It is a transcript of the gene SLC48A1, whose product is annotated as solute carrier family 48 member 1. NCBI's taxonomy places the organism in Eukaryota, Metazoa, Chordata, Mammalia, Artiodactyla, Balaenidae. Bases 309 to 1028 code for a protein of 239 amino acids. Gene Ontology annotation, molecular function: heme binding; heme transmembrane transporter activity. The transcript is spliced from 3 exons. The record is from RefSeq and is a predicted model, not a curated record. Gene Ontology annotation, cellular component: plasma membrane; lysosomal membrane. Gene Ontology annotation, biological process: heme transport.
UGAUGGGGCAGAGGUUCCGUGAGAAGAAUCUUCUGAGAAUCGCUUAAUCCCUGAGGAGGGAACCUGAUGGAUAGAUAGGGGCGGAAGGAAUCAUACUCACUGUGUACUUUCAUAUAUCUUAAUUUUUAUAUCUUGAUUUUUAACGAGAAAUUUACAUCUUAAAUUUUAAACGAGAACGUGAUAAAUUUUAAAAGUAAUCACGGCAGCUGGCUUGUACAACCGUACAUUUCCGGGCCCCGCCAGGGACCAGAUACCCUGUAGCUCAGAGGACGAACCCCGGAACCUGCCUUUUUAGGCGGCAUCCCCACAUGAUCAGGGGCCGGAGGACUCAAGGCCAAGCCCAGGACGCGCCCUCCACUGUGGUUCCGGGAGCGGGCGGCCUCCGGCCGGGGAGGGCGCUGUGCCGGCGGCGCAGGGGGCGGGCCGGGGGCGGAGCGCGGGCGGCCGGCGGCUACGGCUCGGCCCCCGGCUCCCGGCCCCCGGCUCCCGGCUCCCGGCUCCCGGCUCCCGGCUCCUGCUCCUGCUCCGGGCCCUGCACCUGUGACCGUCGGCCACGCUUGCCCUCCGCGCCCGCCGCCCGCAGCCCCAUGGCCCCGUCCCGCCUGCAGCUCGGCCUCCGCGCCGCCUACUCCGGCCUCAGCUCCGUGGCCGGCUUCUCCAUCUUCUUCGUCUGGACGGUGGUCUACAGACAGCCGGGGACCGCGGCCAUGGGGGGGCUCGCAGGUGUGCUAGCGCUAUGGGUCCUGGUGACGCACGUGAUGUACAUGCAGGAUUACUGGAGGACGUGGCUCAAGGGGCUGCGCGGCUUCUUCUUCGUGGGCGUCCUCUUCUCGGCCGUCUCCGUCGCCGCUUUCUGCACCUUCCUUGUGCUGGCCGUCACCGGACACCAGAGCCUCACAGACCCCAACAGCUACUACCUCUCCUGUGUGUGGAGCUUCAUUUCCUUCAAGUGGGCCUUCCUGCUCAGCCUCUAUGCCCACCGCUACCGGGCUGACUUUGCCGACAUCAGCAUCCUCAGCGAUUUCUGACCUGAGCGAUGAGGUCUCUGCACCCUGGUGGUCCUCAGGACCUGGACUCAGCCUCUGAGACAUCGGGCGGGCCUGGACACCCCCUGGGAACCCCAGAACUGAGGCAGAAAAUAUACAGCAGGAGGACGGUGGUGUCCCUGGGAGCUGUCCUGUCCCCUUUGGGGGAACCCUGGGUGCCGUGGAAAGGGGUCCUGCCAUGUUGCUCAUCAGCCUGACUGGAGGGCAGCUUUAGACCUUUUCAAGUGGAUCUAUUUUCUUAGCACUCAAUGGGCAAUCUUUCCAAGUAGGGCCAGGGCAACAGGCAAGGGGUAGGGCAGUGGGGCCUUGACCUGCGCCUGGGGGCAGGGGUCCCUGCUGCCCUAGACACUCUCCCUCAGGCGGGGCGGGACCCUGGGGAGGUCAGGUCAGGUAAGGGAUCUCUAGUAGAGACUUCUCAACCCCUUACCCCAGCACCCCCAUCUUGUUGUCCCCCAAGAGUCAGGUAGCUGAACUCAUUGGUCCCAGGGAUGGUGACAUUUGCUUCUCUUUUCCCAAGCCCUGGGGACCUGAGGGGAGUUCAGUGUCCCUCUUCCCACCCUGUUCCUCGCAGAGGUGGUUCCCAUGAGUAUGCUAGAGCCAUCCUCCCCUUCACCACACACCCCAGAGCAGGACGCCCCAAAUGAGGCCAGACUAAGGGUCUUGGGGAAGGUGCUCCUGCCCCCCGAAGGGCUUUGGGGAAGGGGGCAGCACGGGGUGGGCUAGAAGGAACCCUCAAACCUGUGCCAGGCACCUCCAGCCCAACAUUUCCACUCGGCCUUCUCAUGCCUGCCCCUCAUGGCACCCAGAUUGCCCCUAGCUCCGAGAUGCCUCCUCCGCUCCUGCCCCUGCCCUUCACCUAGAGCUUUUCUCUUUUAAAAUCUCCCUUCUGAAGGACAAAAUCUGCUUUACUGCCUAUACACUGGCCCAAGGGCUCACCUAACUCGGAAGGGAAGGGGCUCCAUCCAUCUUUUUAUCUUAGGUUGUCAUUUUGCACGGUCUACCCCUUUCCCACCUGAUGUGUCCUGCCCCUCAGCUCUUUGCCUUAUCUGUGUCACUGUCACUUUAGCAGAAAUACAGCAGCCAUUUGUAUCAGCUAGCCUCUGGUGCUUUCUUAUGGGGUGGACUAUGGGAGCAGUGGGUGGGAAUGGGGGUCUCCAGUCAUCUCAUUAAGCCAUUUCCUUAGCUCAGAGGGGACCCUCUCCCUCUGGUCCCACUUGGCAUGGGGGAACCCACAGUUCAGCUCUCCUCCUCCAGCCCCCUCAGCAAACCCCCCAGCCAGGGCGAGGAUGCCCCCGGGCACAGUCUCAGCAACGUCUGUGGGAUUGAGUGCCUAUCGCCCCACGAGGCCAGGACAGACGGGAAGGGGAUGAACGUGCUUCCCUUUGUAUUCUCCAGGCUGUGAGGGCUUGGGGCCAGGUCAGAGGUAAUGAGGCCGCUCCUGCUGGCUGAAGAAGCCUGGCUGCCUCGGAACCAUAAAGACAGGCACCACUAGAUGAGUUCGCCCAGGCCUGUUGUCUCACCCGUUCUCUCUUCUAGGCUCAGUAGAUGCUUAAGAAGUCAUGGUACAUUAGAGCAGGAAGGAACCAAACAGUGUCUAUUUCGGGAGCCUCUAACUGAUAAACAGAGGCCCCAGGAGGUGACGUGACUUACCUGAGCUCCCAGCUGGGACUUGAACCCAGGUAGGUCUGAUUCAGGACUCUAGGGGAGCCUUAGCGAGCCGGGUCUGCAGGCAUCCAUGUCCCCCACGCCCUAACGGGCCCUCUGUCUGUGGACUCAGCCCAGAGCUGCCGCCUCUUCACUACCCAGAGGUGGGGCAGGCGGGGGCAGCCGGGGUGUGUUCAGAUUCUUCCUGCAAGGCAGUGGCCACAGAAGGCCAAGGAGCUGGAGGGGGGCUGCCCCCUGGAGGCCCGCUGCCCACCCCUCAACCCCCGGAGGCCCUUUCACAUGAACCUUUAAAGCAAAUAAAACAUUUAUUGUUCAGA